Laccaria bicolor S238N-H82 is the source of this 2964-nucleotide messenger RNA. RefSeq lists its product as uncharacterized. The coding region runs from base 1 to 2964 and encodes 987 amino acids. The transcript is spliced from 16 exons. NCBI's taxonomy places the organism in Eukaryota, Fungi, Basidiomycota, Agaricomycetes, Agaricales, Hydnangiaceae. The record is from RefSeq and is a predicted model, not a curated record. Gene Ontology annotation, molecular function: protein serine/threonine kinase activity; ATP binding. Gene Ontology annotation, biological process: protein phosphorylation.
AUGGUGAAGCAAACUUCAGCAGUUAAGAUUGAAGAAAUAUCAUUGAAAUUCUGGGGGUCCUUAAACUUGAGUUGCAAGUUGGAUAGAUUGCAACAGGCUGAAAGCUGGGUAACAUCAGUAAAAAACAAUUCAAAAGUGGAUGCUUCACAUUUACGAGCCAUGAGUAAGCUGAAGGUCUGGUGGACGAAUCGAAAUCCUCAGCUCAUUGGCAGCUAUUACCUAGAAGCUGGCCGAAAACGCAAAGGAGUAUCUCUUAUCACACAAAGCGACCGCGGGUGGGAGAUACUUGUAUUUCGCUGGCUUGCCAUUCCUUGGAUCCAAGCGGAAAUCGAUAAAUGGAUGAAACGUUUCAAUGAGAGUCCCCGUCGUGCUGACAAACACAAGCUGCUUCCAGCAGGCAUACCGGAUCUUAUCACUUCAAAACCACACUUAUAUCAUGCCAGUGAUUACAAGGUCAAUGUCUCCCCAGAGCUCUUCGACGAGAUGGAGAAGAAGUGGGCACCUCGCGAUUUACCUGUAUUUCAGCUUGUUCCGCCGGCCUUUGAAGAACACGCAAACGUGCUUUACGCUAAGCUUGGAAAACCGGCUGUAUCUUCAACAAGCUUCUGGCAUGUUUAUAAGCAGCUUUUAUCUGCCUUUCGGGGCCUGGCUUCAUCUUCUUUGCUUGAUGAGGCAGCGUUGGCCGAGGAUGAUGCCAUGCCAGAGGAUGAAGUACCUCUGCUUCCUGGUUUGCGAGAUCUACGAUUUGGUGACGAUGCGUCGAGAGAUCUUGGAUAUGUUUACUAUGGCGGUCUCGAACAGCCUCCCAGACUUGAACCUCCCACAGAGAGUGACGAGGAAGAGGAGGUUGCAGUGGAUUUACGAGAAUAUGCUGAUUUCAACUUUACUGUCACCGACAACAACAAAGCCAUUCAAUGUGGACGAUCCGAAUGUUCAAUCAAGUUUUACCCAGCGGGCACGGACUUUCACUACCUCCACAGCAGUGAUCCUUCGGUUCCAGGUCGUGCUGUCUGCACUCAAUGCUAUGAGUAUUAUCGUGUCAAGAAGACUACACAGCGUCGACCAGUUGGUCAACCUGUAUCAACACCGUCAAGUUCCAAUGUCCAUGAGCAAUAUGUUCAGCAACAAAUUGUUAAGGCUCAAAGGACCGCUCGUGCCGCCUCAGUUCAGCAUGUUGGAGCGAGUGUGCUGGCUGCUGGUGCAGUCUUGCCUAGCUACGCGGCAAGGCCAUCUCACAUGUCAGGACCUAUUGUACAGUUGCCGGGGCAUCCUACACCAUCGGCACCACCGUCACGCUCACACGCAAUUGGCCUUGACCACGCUCUCGGUGCUACAUCAGGGUAUACAGUUAACCACAUUGGUUAUCAAGCAGCACGGACAAAGAUGGCUAGCAAUGCAUAUGCUGGGAAUGCGGGACAGGUUAUUAUUGUAGAAGUUCGUGUUGUCCACCUUCUGGAAAGAAAAUUCAAGCCUAUUCUGAUCGGGGACCUGCUUGCCGUUGUCCCCAAUGUUCCAGUCCAUAUUGGUGCGACUGAGUUGAAAAUGAUUCUAUAUCAUGAAAUCCUACCAGAGUGGAUGCGUUACACUGAACGUUUUCCUCUGGCUAUCACUGACAUUGUAAUGAGGGACAAAGAUUGGGUUGAGCUCCGUCCGAGAGUCCCAGAUCGUGAUGCUCUUUUGUGUCCGUCAUUCUUCAAGAAUGGCAAGAAGGGUGGCCAAACGUUCAAGGGUGGAAAGGCUCUGGUUCAUUUUCAUAUUCCGAACAAUAUUUAUGCCGCAUACGAAGCUUGCUUAGAGGAACGAGAGUAUCAAAAUUUGGUUCUUGAUGAAUCUCCAGAUCACGGUACACUAACCAUGAAGGCCAGCAACACAAAAGGAAGAAAACGCACUCAUACAAAAUCGCAACGUGAAACUCAAACCGUGCGCACUGCUACUACCAAUAAAAAGUCACAACGUCAACGCAAAAAUUGGCCAACCAACACUGGCACCAUCGAUAUUGACAGUUCACCAUCAAGUUCCCCUACAAAAUCUCCUCCUCCGAAGCGGGCGCGAACACAGGCUGGGUUCAAGCCACUUCAUUUGAAUGACUCCAAUGCUUCUCCUCGUAGAGUGGCAUUGGAUGAUGCACUUCGGGCACAGACACACGCUUCUCCUCAUGAAGUGCAGAGCAUAUUGUUUAACCAGUCGUCGCACGUGGAUGUUCUGGUAUAUCAAGUCAAAUUUGCACAAUCCUUCGAUGAACUUCUCGCUGCUUUGGACUGGCAGUCUCAUUUCGACUUUGAAAAUCCUCAAGAUAUGCAACUAAUUCUGGACAUGUCACCGGCAGGAAAACCCAGGAAAGGGGCUUUCAAGCUGGCAUACUUCGGAAAAUCUAGUCAGCCGCUCUUUUCUGGCGACGUCAAUAUCUGUGCGAAACAGAGCUUCUACCAAAAAUCAAAGACCGUAACCCGACGAGACGGGCGUGCUGUUGAAAUCCGACAGGAUAUCCCAUACGAGGGCAUCAAGCAAGCUCAAGACCUCAUCAUGGAGGUCACUUGUCUCAAGUGGGCUCACGCACUGCUCGAGAUGGUCUAUGCCUUUAUUGAUGAAUGGAUGGAUUUGCACCCCAAAGGAAAGUUUCGCUCAAUCUCGAUUCCACGGAUGCGGUUUGUGGAUGCAGGACUCGCUAUAGAACAACUGAAAAAGCCAGGAGAGCGUCGUUGUUUCCUGGUGGAAGAGAUCAUUCCGACAACCGAAGGAUCGUUUAAAAAGUAUCUGAACAAUGCCUCAGCGGUUCCUUGCCACUUCAUUGAUGAGGGCGACAAUGAACGCGCCGAGUUUCUCGCUUUUGCGCAGCAUGUUCAAUACAUUCAAACGAAGAAGCGGGCAUAUGUAGCCGACUUCCAAGGUUGGUCUCCAGUGCUGGUUGAUGCUCACGGCGUGCUUACUGGGGCGCUCCUCACGCAGGUGGCACUACUCUUCUAA